AUGUCCAAACUUCUAGCCGACUUCCAGCUCUUCCGCAAAGGCAACCCCAACAAGGUCAGCGCCGCCACUGAGCUCAAAGCCAAGGUGGUGCUUCUUUAUUUUGGCGCCAAAGCCAUCGAUCCUGAACUCAUCGACAAACUUAAGGCCAUGUACAAUGUUGGCAAACCGCUGGGAUUAGAAGUGGUCUACAUUUCACACGAUGUCAGUGAGGAUGAGCAACAACAGUUCUUGGCCGAUUGCCCGCCGUGGUUGUACACCAAGUAUGGGGAUCCGAAGUGCAAGUAAGUGGGGAUGGGGGUUUUUGGGGUUCUGUAUUACUGUAACUUUUUUUAAAAGUGACUUAUGUUUUUCAAAUUUUGGGUUUUAGUACAACUUCUUAUAACUUACAAAGUGAACACCUUUUCUUAAUUUAAAAAAAUUUUUUAUUUUUUAAAAAUGGCGAAAAAAUCCACAGGGGGACCAAGUUUAACUUUUUCAAAAAUUUUUUUUUAUAUUUUCAAAAUGAAAAUUAAUCAGAUUUCAAAAAAAUUUGUUAGGGUGUUAUACUAAAAAGCACAUUGGGUUUAAAUUCAAAAAAAAAUUUUUACAUUUUCUAACUUUAUCAUUUUUAGCGGCCUCUUCCAACGUUAUCAGCUGAAAGAAGUGCCGACAGUUGUGGUGAUUCAACCUGGAGGAACGCCAUUGGAAAACAAUGUUGUCAGUGACAUCAAGGUAGGUUUUGAACAUCAUUUUUAUAAUUUUAAAACUUUUUUUGGAAAAAAUAUUUUUAAAAUCAAAAAAAAAUGUUGUCGUUUUUGGUUAUGAAAAACAGUGUAUAUUGACGACAAGACUUUUUAAAUCGUGUAUUUUCAGAAGAAGGAUGCGGCUACUCUGGUCGGUGGAUGGAAGAAGAAGACUACGGAAUAG
This is a messenger RNA of Bursaphelenchus okinawaensis, 906 nucleotides long. NCBI's taxonomy places the organism in Eukaryota, Metazoa, Nematoda, Chromadorea, Rhabditida, Aphelenchoididae. The record is from the annotation of a GenBank genome assembly.